Messenger RNA from Phytomonas sp. EM1, 3105 nucleotides. Lineage: Eukaryota; Euglenozoa; Kinetoplastea; Trypanosomatida; Trypanosomatidae. The record is from the annotation of a GenBank genome assembly.
AUGGAUGUUACCACUUUAGACCAUAGAAUCCAUAAGAUUCUGCGAGAUCAUUGCGACGUUCCCCGAGUGCUGUUCAUUACGGAAGAGCCCAUUCUCUUGCCGCGACAUGGCACCCGCAAGCACGUUCUUCUUGCGUCAACCAAGUUCUACACCUAUCUUAUCAAGAAAAAAGGGUAUCAUCUAUACUACCGCUGGUCCAAUCGUACGCUGCUUGUUGAGGCAAGGCAAAAAAAGAUUAUGCUCUCCUCGACGAUUUCAAAAUCGUCCACCACAAAUGGAGCUGCACGAGAUAGCAGGGUCGUCAGCGACGCUGGUGCCUCCAAAGCGACGGAUGAAGACGACUUCAGUCAGGUUACCCUUGAGGCCAACUCUUCUUUCGACGCAAAUGCGAUAUCUGACAAGAUCAACCUCCUCGUGCGCAACGCACAGCGCAUGGGUGCAUUGUUAGAGCUCGAAGAGAUCGGCACGGCCUCGAGGACGAGCUGGGAAAUCGGGGGCAAAAGAACCACAGACGAUGAGGGCGCCGAUGGGGAUUCGGAGUCCUCCGGCAGUGAAGCAGACGACGUGGCGCUAGCGGUUGUACCUCGAACCGUUAACGAAACUAAAAAAACGUACACCAAUUCAUCGGCAUUGAUUACGGGAGAGGACGGCCAGGGGUUGCUACAGAUAGCCCCUUCGCGCUACAUUUCCGUCAUGUCUCUGGUGGAUGGCGAGUUUGUGGAUUACACAACACUCAAAAAUGCAUACCUCCGCCACGAAGACGAAAGUCUGCUCAACGAUCUCUCCGUUUUCAUCAAGCAAAAUGAACGCCAGGUGGAGGUUUUGUGUGAGCAUCACUACCCUGCUCUUAUCAACGUCGCGCAGAAGUGUUUGACCAUUUCCGAGAAGGACGCCCAACGCGUCGGUGAGGAACUUAGCGGCUCCACCGCUCUGGUGCGUUCGGCCGUGGUGAACAUCAAGCAGGCCGCCUCUAACCUCCUUCAAUGUCAGAGCUCCCGGGAUAAUUUGAUCAGCGUGCGCGAUCUCCUGCGGAAAUCGAUCGCCGUGGUGGAGUACCUAGAGACCGUUGAAACCCAAUUGCAGAAGCAGCAGCUCAUCGGGACGCUUGGAUCUCUGCGUGAGUUGGUGCGGCUGGCCGCGCCGAUGGCGGAAUCUACGCUCGGGGAGUACGUUUUACAAAUCCGUGUUCCCGCUAUCAUGCAAGCGGUUUUCACGUACGCCAUCCAGCACCUUAACGUGUGGCUGAAGCUGCUUAAUGAUCAGGCAAGCCUCGUGGGUGGGGCGGCCUUUUCCUGGGGUGGAUGCAUCACCGCGGGGUCGUUCACGAAGAAGAUUGUGUUUUUCCCACAGGAAAACAAAUGGGGUCUGACCGAAAACUACCAGAAUGCCUCGAUGGUAUCCGAGACGUUUGACCAGGGAGAAGCCAUUGCCAAAAUUGUGAGUGGGGCCUCUAUCCAGAGCGUCUUCCACGAGCUUCGGCGGGGGGAUUACUUUUGUAAAUACUACACGGAUGGCCGUGCCCAACAAGCGAGGGCCAGCAUCCUGGAGUUCCAUCUGGCGGUGGAAAACACCCCUGGGGAGGAGCUUGUCAAGAAUUUCACCACCUACUGCGCAACGGCGCUGGGAUUUAUGCUUAUUGAGGAUGUCGUUUGGCAUGCCACCGCACCAUCCCCUUUGUCGAGCUCCGAAGUUUUGAAGAUGUGGGAUCGUGUGGCCUCCGCUAUAGCGGAUCGCGUGUGGACAGUAUCAAGGACCCUUUCCACGGACCCAUCCUACUCCGAACGGAUGGUUGAGGUGUUCAACAUCCUUCGUCGCCUUAUUCAGAUCUCCAGCGCAACCGUGAAGUGUGUCGAGUUAAAUUCACUGGUGCUAUUCCGUGUGGUGGAAUCCAUCACGGACCAACUCACUAGUAGCUGGCUGCAGGACGCGUGUUUAGAGGGCUCACAAAUUAUUCUGAUGGAUUCCUUGACACCCCUCACCGUUAGCGAUGCCUCGCAGUUUGAGUCCUACGUGAGCCGAUUCUACCUGAACACGUGCUCUUCGCUGGAGCUGCCCGUUCCGAAGACUUACACAUCGGGGCUCUUGAAGUUGCCUUAUAGCCUCCUCGUACCCUCAAUCGGAAAUGUAGCUCUCAAGUUCAUCUCCCAGUGCUACUCGGUUGUGGUGGUGGACCCUUUUUCAUCAAUCCGGCAGUCUGAGCUGAACAAUGUUGAUGAAAUGCUGCUAAAGUAUAUAUCGGUCUUAUUUCGCACCGUGGCAGAGUUUCUGCUGCAACGCAUCAUGACCAUCCACUCACGCUCAGUUUUGGAGUUCGCAACGCUGGUGUCGUCAUGUGCAGCCAUCCCAGUGCUCGUCUCAUGUGUUGAGCAAGAGUUUAUGCUUCACUGGGCGGGUGGUGAUAGCCAAAACGAGGAGCAGACUAUGGGAUCGCCACAGUUGCUGGCGGAGUGCGCCGCGUUCUUCUCAACACCUCUCCAGAAAGGGAUUGAAAUGCUUUUAGGCGCCUUCAUUGCUGAGGUCGAGGAUCGCCUGAAACCUACCUUCUCCUAUACCUACUGGAAAACGCAGCUGAAAGGGCAUACAAGGUUUCAACUCAAGGACGGCACCGUGACCGAUGAAGGGUUCGCGGCCGCGAUGGAGUAUAUCUUCCGACUCAUCCCUCAGCUCAACGAGAUUCUUCAGUACACCGUUGCGAGGAGCGUGUGUGGGACGACCGUUUCGCAUGCCAUUCUUCGGAUGCAGUCCAGCAUCCAGGAUGCCCUCAAAAACGCGUAUGAAGGAGAUGAACGAGAUUUCGCACAGAUGCGGGAGUGCGUCAAGGAGUUUGAUACCCAGUGCACCUUGCUCAUUCCAUUAUGGCAAAAACGACUCAGCGAGGUGAUGCCAGAACUUCCCGCGGCGAAGCACUUUCCUUUGCAACUCAGCAGUGCCGUUUCCGAUCUGAACAAUUGGAUUGAUGUAAAAGAGGCUGAGAACGCCGCGGAGAGGGUUGUCCAUCCGAAUUUUUUAGCUAGCCUCGAGGUAACCAGUAGGGUGGUGAAGGGUUUUAAGGCAAUGGGCAGCACCGUUACCGCCAGAGCGAGCGUCUUUUCGAAAAGGGACUAG